UUUUGUUGAUGUGUAAGCUCAUCAUCAAGGUGUAUUCCAUCUGCGAAAUCUUGAUGAAGGCGUAAACAUUGAUCUGUAAGAUUCGUGCCGGAGGAUAAGGCGUCUCUUCCUCCAAUUCUCAAGUCCAAAACCCACCUCCGUCUGUUUCCUUGUCAUCGUCUCCAAUGGCUUCCUCUCUCCUCCGGGCCUCGCCCCUCUCCCUCCUCGCCCGCCUAAAUCCUCUCAACCAUAGGCUGCCUCCCGCCUCGCCCCUCCGCCUUGUCCUCCCGCUCUCCGCCUUGUCCUCCCGCUCGCCGCCCCCGCUCCGAACCCUAGCGGCCGCGGCGGCCACCGACGCGGCGACCCCGCCAGAGGAGGCGGCGCCCGCUGCGGAGCCGAGGCAUGAGAAACUGCAGCCGCUGCAGUGGCCUUCGAGGGACGCGCUGUGCGGCGAGCUCGGCGUCGGUGACGCUGGCCGCCGGGUGCGGCUCUGCGGCUGGGUCGCCCUCUGCCGGACGCAUGCCGGGCUCACGUUCCUCACCCUACGAGACCGCUCCGGCAUGGUCCAGGUGACAACUUUGCCAGAAUAUCCAGAAGUUUACAACAUAGUGAAUAAGCUGAGAGUGGAGUCAGUGGUUGCUAUUGAGGGGGUGGUGCGGCCACGCCCGACAGAUGCCAUCAAGGCAGAUAUGAAGACUGGGGCUAUAGAGGUUGCUGCAGAUCAUGUUUUAGUGCUGAACUCGGUAACUCGUUCAUUGCCUUUUCCAGUUACAACUGCUGAUACUGUAAAAGAAAAGUUUCCAGAAGAAAUUAGAUUGAGGUUUCGAGUGCUGGACUUGCGUCGUCCUCAAAUGCAGUCAAACUUGAGAUUGCGCCAUAAUGUUGUUAAGCUCAUUCGUCGUUACUUGGAGGAUAAACAUGAUUUUGUUGAGAUUGAGACUCCAGUUUUAUCCAAGUCUACACCAGAAGGUGCUCGGGACUAUCUUGUACCAUCGAGAGUUCAGCCAGGAACAUUCUAUGCUCUCCCUCAAAGCCCUCAGCUGUUCAAGCAAAUGUUGAUGGUUUCUGGCUUCGAAAAGUAUUAUCAAAUUGCAAGGUGCUUCCGAGAUGAAGAUUUGCGUGCUGAUAGGCAACCAGAGUUUACACAACUUGAUAUGGAGAUUGCCUUUACAUCAAUGGAGGAUAUGUUGAAGUUGAAUGAAGAAUUGAUGAGACAUAUAUUUCAAGAGGUAGGAGAUAUCAAGCUGCCAAAUCCUUUUCCAAGGUUAACAUACGCUGAGGCAAUGAAUCGCUAUGGGACAGACAGGCCUGACCUUCGGUUCGAUUGGGAGCUAAAAGAUGUUAGCGAUGUAUUUUUGGGCAGUAACUUUAAAGUUUUUGCUGAUACAUUAGAAAAUGGAGGUAUUAUAAAGGCACUGUGUGUGCCUGGUGGUGCCAAUGUGUUUUCAAACACUGACCUAAAGAAAGGAAGUGUUUACACUGAAGCUUCCAAAGCUGGAGCGAAGGGCCUUCCUUUCCUCAAAGUUACAGAGAAUGGGGAGCUUGAAGGAAUUGGUCCGCUGGUAUCAAGUCUGAAAUCCGAAAAGAAAGAUCAGCUAGUGGAACUUCUUGAGGCGAAGGCAGGUGAUCUUAUCCUGUUUGCACUGGGCGAACAAUCAACAGCUAACCGGAUUCUUGGCAGGUUAAGAUUAUUUGUAGCUCAUAAGCUUGAAGUGAUAGACACGUCAGCACAGUCAGUUCUCUGGGUAACAGAUUUUCCAAUGUUCGAAUGGAAUGGUGAUGAGCAGAGAUAUGAGGCCCUACACCACCCUUUCACUGCACCAAAUCCUCAAGAUAUGGAUGAUCUACCAUCAGCUCGUGCCUUGGCUUAUGACAUGAUUUACAACGGGUUGGAGAUUGGAGGGGGCAGUUUGAGAAUCUACAAAAGUGAUGUACAACAAAGGAUUUUUGAGAUAAUUGGUAUCUCACCUGAACAGGCAGAGGAGAAAUUUGGUUACCUUUUAGAAUCUUUCGAUAUGGGUGCCCCUCCGCAUGGAGGCAUUGCCUAUGGAUUGGAUCGGUUGGUGAUGCUUUUGGCUGGUGAGAAUUCGAUUCGGGAUGUGAUAGCUUUCCCAAAGACCACGACUGCUCAGUGUGCGCUCACCAAAGCACCAUCAGCUGUAGACCCUCAGCAAUUGAAGGAUCUCGCCUUCCCUACUUCUCGAGGAAACUGUUGAUUGCAAAAAUGCAUGGGGUUAAGGAUCAGCUAAUAGUUUACAGAGAUGGCCGCAGCAGCAGGGUCCUGGAGCAGCAGCUCGACCGCGGCGCAGACGGGCAUGGCGAGGGGGAGGAGAGGAAGGCGGCGGCGAAGAGCACGCGCUUCCCAGAACCGUACGUCGACGAAGAGCCUCACGGUGAGCGUGGGUCGCCGUGGUCGUGGACGCCAUGUCGAACGCGGGACGGACGCAACGACACGACGAACAGCUGCAGGAGGGAUCGAGGUGGGGAGGCAAGAGCUAGCGUAGAAGGCGAGGAGGAUUGCCAAUCUUUUGAAGCGAGUACAGGUAGGAAGCAAGCUUUGCAUGCACUGUGCUGUGCUUUCUGCUCUGUGAUCGCAAGCGCCGAGGGCGUGAAGCUAGCACUAGUACACCUACCACUGGGAAGCUUGCACGGGGAAGUGGGAUGAAUCAGGACUGCACCUUCUAUUCAGAUAAUGCUUCACUCAUACAGAGUCUACUGGACCAGCGACAUCCAUGAGCAAAGUGG
Phragmites australis (common reed) is the source of this 2724-nucleotide messenger RNA. RefSeq names its product aspartate--tRNA ligase, chloroplastic/mitochondrial-like. Gene Ontology annotation, molecular function: nucleic acid binding; aspartate-tRNA ligase activity; ATP binding. The transcript is spliced from 16 exons. The record is from RefSeq and is a predicted model, not a curated record. The coding region runs from base 165 to 2195 and encodes 676 amino acids. Gene Ontology annotation, biological process: aspartyl-tRNA aminoacylation. NCBI's taxonomy places the organism in Eukaryota, Viridiplantae, Streptophyta, Magnoliopsida, Poales, Poaceae. Gene Ontology annotation, cellular component: cytoplasm.